GGCUCUCCCGGUUGGCUCUGGAGCUCGGUGGCCGCGGAGCCGACGGAGAAUUUAUGAAUGGGGAGAGCAGCGCGCGGAGGAGGCACGCAGGAGAGACAGGUCUCUUUCUGUUGGUGCUUGGGUUCGAACCCGGGGACUGUCCUAUUAUAAGAGCCUAAGCUUCCAGGCCCUACCUGUUCUUCCCGGCUUCGCCAUAGUCAAGACAAGUGUCAUCAUGAAGGUUUGCUUCUUUUGGGCCUGAAUGCGCGCUAAGUGCCUCUCUCCAUUGGUUGGCACCUGACAUCAAACCGGCAUCUUUUCAGCUCCAACGUACUCUCCGGAGGGAAGGUGUCCGUUUGCAGAACACGGUCCUAUGGACCCAGGGCACCGUUUGCUGUUAGAAGGCGAAGAAAACUACAGUUCCCAGAAUGAUUCACGGGGCAUAGGAGGGUCCCACUUCUAGGCAGCACUGCAAGGGGUGUGGCUAAGGCAAAGUAUACCUCCCAGUAUGCUCAGCGCGUUCUGCACCGCGCAGCCUUCGGAGCAUCUCAGUGCGCGCGUGCGUUCUUGUGGGAACUGCGCCUCCCAGAAGACACCGCGCGUCGUCCUCCUCGCCCUCCCUGAAGGCCGCCUCGCUAUCCCUGUGUGUCCGCUGUCCGCUAAGCUAAAGUCCACUGACGUUUCCGCCACCAUGCUGCCCGCCGCAUUGCUUCGUCACCCGGGUCUGCGCCGUCUGGUGCUCCAGGCGCGUACGUACGCCCAGGCCGCCGCCUCACCUGCCCCCGCCGCUGGGCCUGGACAGAUGUCCUUCACCUUCGCCUCCCCGACGCAGGUGUUCUUUGAUGGUGCCAAUGUCCGGCAAGUGGAUGUGCCUACGCUGACUGGAGCCUUUGGCAUCUUGGCAUCCCAUGUCCCCACACUACAGGUCCUACGGCCUGGGCUGGUAGUGGUUCAUGCGGAAGACGGCACCACAACUAAGUAUUUUGUGAGCAGCGGCUCUGUCACUGUGAAUGCGGACUCCUCUGUGCAAUUACUAGCUGAAGAAGUCGUCACACUGGACAUGCUGGACCUCGGGGCAGCCCGGGCAAACCUGGAGAAGGCGCAGUCAGAGCUGUCAGGGGCAGCAGAUGAGGCAGCACGGGCUGAGAUCCAAAUCCGGAUCGAGGCCAAUGAAGCCCUGGUGAAGGCCCUGGAGUAGGCGUACUUUGUCACCCACAGGGUAACAGAGGCAGGUCCUGGGGGGCUGAAGUCGCCACCAGGGGGCAGCAGUGCUCCGGUUACUGGCUUAAAGCUUCCCUGGUGCUGCCUGCCAGGUCAUGGAGGGCUUCCCCAGGCUUCCAGAGUCUGGGAUCCCCAGGAUGCCUCUGGAGAGCUGGCCUUGAUUGCCCCUCAAAGCCACCCGGACAGUCAGCUGGCCCAGCCUAUCUGCAUUAAACACCAGGAACCAA
This is a messenger RNA of Rattus rattus (black rat), 1427 nucleotides long. It is a transcript of the gene Atp5f1d, whose product is annotated as ATP synthase F1 subunit delta. Gene Ontology annotation, molecular function: proton-transporting ATP synthase activity, rotational mechanism. Gene Ontology annotation, biological process: proton motive force-driven ATP synthesis. The transcript is spliced from 6 exons. Bases 488 to 1177 code for a protein of 229 amino acids. The record is from RefSeq and is a predicted model, not a curated record. NCBI's taxonomy places the organism in Eukaryota, Metazoa, Chordata, Mammalia, Rodentia, Muridae.